Molecule: messenger RNA, 755 nt
Organism: Gossypium raimondii (Peruvian cotton)
Lineage: Eukaryota; Viridiplantae; Streptophyta; Magnoliopsida; Malvales; Malvaceae
Product: probable NADH dehydrogenase [ubiquinone] 1 alpha subcomplex subunit 5, mitochondrial
Exons: 2
Coding region: 92-592 (166 amino acids)
Biological process (GO): respiratory electron transport chain
Source: RefSeq, a predicted model, not a curated record
AAGCAGAAACAUCUGAUAGAAGGGGGGAGUGUGAAUUUGGUGAUCUGCAGAAUCAGAGGGGGAAAAAGGAAGAAAAAAAAAGGCGAAAAAAAUGUUUUUGCGAAUGAUAUCGCGGCCGUUGUUGGCUAAGGUGAAGGAGACAACGGGGAUCGUCGGAUUAGACGUUGUCCCUAACGCAAGGGAAGUCCUUAUCGGUCUCUACAACAAGACUCUGAAGGAGAUCCAGGCCGUACCUGAAGACGAGGGUUACCGUAAGGCCGUUGAAAGCUUCACGCGCCACCGUCUGAAGGUUUGCCAGGAGGAAGAAGAUUGGGAAAUGAUUGAGAAGCGCCUUGGAUGUGGCCAGGUUGAGGAGCUCAUCGAGGAAGCGCGUGACGAGCUCACUCUUAUCGGAAAAAUGAUCGAGUGGGAUCCAUGGGGUGUUCCUGAUGACUAUGAAUGUGAGGUUAUCGAAAAUGAUGCUCCUAUUCCCAAGCAUGUUCCUCAGCACCGACCUGGUCCUCUUCCGGAGGAGUUUUACAAGACGCUAGAAGCUCUUUCUAAGAAAGACGAGCCUAAAGUCACCUCCGGAUAUCCACAGAUAAAGGAGUAAUGUGACGCAGACGGUUGGCUGAAAUUUGCAUUGUUCUUUCGUUCUUAUUUGUUGAUCUUGUAUUGUGCCUGUUUCCGUUGAUGGAAUUGAGCUUUAACCUAUGAUAAAAAGCUGGACCGGAACCUUUAGUUGCAUAAUAAUAUUGAAUGCCAGUGGUUAUAAA